Molecule: messenger RNA, 467 nt
Organism: Phaethon lepturus (White-tailed tropicbird)
Lineage: Eukaryota; Metazoa; Chordata; Aves; Phaethontiformes; Phaethontidae
Product: catenin alpha-3-like
Exons: 3
Biological process (GO): cell-cell adhesion; cell migration
Cellular component (GO): adherens junction; fascia adherens
Molecular function (GO): beta-catenin binding; actin filament binding; cadherin binding
Source: RefSeq, a predicted model, not a curated record
GUGAAAUGUCAACAAAAGUGCCAAGCAUCAAACUGAAAAUUGAUCCUCAGGACCUGCAGAUCCAGACGUUUACGGUGGAGAAAUUAUUGGAACCAUUGAUAAUUCAGGUUACAACACUAGUGAACUGUCCACAGAAUCCCUCUAGUAAGAAAAAGGGUCGUUCCAAAAGAGCUCGUGUCUUGCUAGCUUCUGUGGAAGAAGCCACUUGGAAUCUGUUGGACAAGGGGGAAAAAAUUGCCAAGGAAGCAAUUGUGUUUAAAGAUGAACUUCAUGCAGCACUUGCUGAUGUCCAGAAAGAGAGUCAAGCCUUAAAGGUAUCAGCAGAGGCAUUUACCAGCGAUCCCUGCUAUCUGCCUAAGAGGCAGGCUGUUGUCCAAGCAGCACGAUCCCUGCUUACGGCUGUCACAAGGCUUCUAAUUCUGGCGGACAUGGUUGAUGUGGCAUACUUACUGGAACACUUAACUCUG